GCCACGGAAAGUGUUACUGUGGAAACUGUUACUGUGAGGCUGGUUGGCAUGGAGAUAAAUGUGAAUUCCAGUGUGACAUCACCCCCUGGGAGAUCAAGAAACGAUGCACAUCUCCAGAUGGCAAAAUCUGCAGCAACAGAGGCACAUGCGUAUGUGGAGAAUGCACAUGCCAUGAUGUAGACCCAACUGGUGACUGGGGAGAUAUUCAUGGAGAUACUUGUGAGUGCGAUGAAAGAAACUGCAAAGAAGUGUACGAUAGAUAUUCUGAUGACUUCUGUUCAGGUCACGGACAGUGUAAUUGUGGAAGGUGUGACUGUAAAGAAGGAUGGACUGGGAAGAAGUGUGAACAUCCACGUUCUUGUCCAUUGUCAAUUGAGGAAAGUGCUAAGAAAUGCCAAGGAAAUUCUAAUUUACCUUGCUCUGGAAGAG
Molecule: messenger RNA, 429 nt
Organism: Balearica regulorum gibbericeps (East African grey crowned-crane)
Lineage: Eukaryota; Metazoa; Chordata; Aves; Gruiformes; Gruidae
Source: RefSeq, a predicted model, not a curated record